Molecule: messenger RNA, 2268 nt
Organism: Ziziphus jujuba (common jujube)
Lineage: Eukaryota; Viridiplantae; Streptophyta; Magnoliopsida; Rosales; Rhamnaceae
Exons: 1
Coding region: 85-2151 (688 amino acids)
Biological process (GO): spliceosomal complex assembly; mRNA splicing, via spliceosome
Cellular component (GO): U2-type catalytic step 2 spliceosome; Prp19 complex; post-mRNA release spliceosomal complex
Molecular function (GO): protein binding
Source: RefSeq, a predicted model, not a curated record
UUACUGUAUAUCGUUUCCUUUUCUCUCCUAUACAUCUCGACCAACACACACUCUCUCUCUCUCUCUCUCUUCUAAAACCCAGCAAUGUCAUUGUCUGUGAGACUUCCCCGUCCGACUAGCGUCAAGAACAAAACCCCAGCCCCAAUCCAAAUCACCGCCGAGCAAAUCCUCCGUGAAGCCAGAGAGCAUCAUGAUGCAUCUGAAACCCAACCCCACAAGCGGCAGAAAAUCACCGAUCAAGACGAACUCGACGAUUAUUGUCUCCGCAAACGCAAGCAGUACGAGGACCUAGUCCGCCGCUUCAGAUCCGAUCCAAAAACUUGGAUUAAGUACGCUCAUUGGGAAGGAGAAUCUCAGAAGGAUUUGAGACGAGCUCGCUCAGUCUAUGAGCGAGCACUUGAAGUCGAUUACAGGAACCACUCAACCUGGAUCAAGUACGCUGAGUUCGAGAUCAAGAGCAAGUGCAUCAACCAUGCAAGAAACAUCUUCGACCGCGCUGUUACUCUGCUUCCCAGAGUCAACCAGUUGUGGAUUAAAUACAUACACAUGGAGCGCAUUCUCGGCAAUGUCGCCGGUACCAGGCAGAUUUUCGAAAGGUGGAUGCUUUGGAUGCCGGACAAGGAAGCAUGGCUUUCCUACAUCAAAUUCGAGCUCCGUUUCAAUGAGGUCGAUCGCGCCAGAGCGAUUUUCGAGCGCUUCGUUGGGUGCCACCCUGCUGUUGAAAUUUGGAUACUGUACGCCAAAUUCGAGAUGAAGAAUGGACAGAUUGAUAGGUGUAGGAAUGUGUAUUUGAGGGCCGUCGAUGGAUUAGCUGAUAAUGAUGAAGCAGAUAAGCUAUAUGUCGCUUUCGCCGAAUUCGAAGAGCUUUGCAAGGAACCAGAGCGAGCUAGGUGUAUCUAUAAAUUUGCAAUUGAUCAUGUAGCUAAGUAUAUCUGUAAUUCCAAUAAGGACAGGGCUGAAAAUUUGCAUAGGAAAUUUAUAGCAUUUGAGAAGCAGUGCGGAGAUAAGGAACAGAUUGACAAUGCUAUAGUGGGGUUGAGGCGAUUUGAGUAUGAGCAUCAAGUCUGGGAAAAUCCUCUGGAGUAUAGUAAUUGGUUUGAUUACAUUCUUCUUGAAGAGACAGUGGGUGAUAAAGAGAGAAUUAGGGAAGUUUAUGAGCGAGCUAUUGCUAAUGUUCCUCCUGUUACUAAGAAAAAGUAUUGGAAGCAGUACAUUUACUUGUGGAUCAAGUAUGCACUGUAUGAAGAACUUGAUGCUGAAGACAUGGAGCGGACAAGAGAUGUGUAUAGAGAGUGUCUAAAACUGAUCACCAACAAAAAAUUAUCUUUUACAAAAAUAUGGCUUCUUGCUGCAAAGUUUGAAAUUCGACAGCUGAAUCUCCAAGGUGCACGAAAAAUACUCGGAAACGCAAUUGGAAGAGCUCCUAAGGACAAGAUAUUUGAGAAUUAUAUAGAGAUUGAAUUGCAAUUGGGGAACAUAGACCGCUGUCGAAAAUUAUACGAGAAGUACUUGGAAUGGGCACCAGAGAAUGUGUAUGCAUGGAGCAAGUAUACAGAGUUGGAAAUAUGUGUGUGUGAGACAGAGCGUGCAAGAAGCAUAUUUGAGCUUGCAAUUGCUCAACCAGCUCUUGAUAAGCCAGAAAAUAUGUGGAAGACAUACAUUGACUUUGAAAUAUCACAAGGUGAAUUUGAAAGAGCCAGAGACUUGUAUGAGCGACUGUUAAAACUUACCAAGCAUGUGAAAGUUUGGAUCAGCUAUGCCAAGUUUGAGGCUUCAAUCAAAGAAACAGAUUUGGAAGGUUUGGAAGAGCAAAAGAAACAGUGCGUUUUGCGUUCAAGAAGAGUCUUUGAGAAAGCAAUAGACUAUUACAGCACAUCAGCUUUUCCUGAUUCAAACGAAGAAAGAGCAAUGCUUGAAGAAGAAUGGCUGAAUAUGGAGGUUGGUUUUGGGGAUUUAGGUGAUGCCAGCUUAGUGUCAAAGAAACUGAAGAAAAGGAGGCAAAUGGCAACUGAAGAUGGUGCUGCUGGUUUUGAGGAAUCCAUUGAUUACUCAUUCCCUGAGGAGAAAACACAAAUUACAAAUUUGAAGAUUUUGGAAGCUGCCUACAAAUGGAAGAAGCUGCAAGUGGAAGAAGCGAGAAAUUUGUUCUGAUGAAGAGAAAGUUUCUUCUGGGGAUUAGAUGGGGUAGUACUGUGCAAAAUCAUGGUUGUCAAACUGUGUAUUUGAACUUCUUUUGUAAACAUUUCUACCUAUUAUAUAUAUCUAAAG